UUAGGUAGUGACAACUGAGCUCGUGUUCAUGCCAACAGUGAGUCAGCCUGCGAGUGAGAGCAAGAUCAUUUGUAACGGGCUUGAUGAACAACUCUCUCGCCGACAGUAGUUACUAGGAAUCUAUUAGAGAAGAUACACGGCCUACGGACUGUACAACAGCACCAUAAAUCUUGACAUAGGGAGGAAGUGAUGGCGGAGGUGGACCAUCUUAUAGCGACUUGGAUUACCGACAACCUCGUCUAUAUCAUCUUGUUCCUCCUCCUCGCAUGGACCUUCAAGAGGCAUGGUGCUGCCCUCAGACACAGGUGGUUUGCUUUCAUCAUGUCUCGUUUAACCAAGGAAAAAGAUGCUAAGCUUGAAGAGGUUAAGAAGGAUUUGUUUGCCAGCCUGGGAGCCAUAGUAUCUCAUGACCCACAACUGAGGAAGAAUAAAGCCAUCAAGAUCUUGGAGGUUGGUGUUGGAACUGGUGUUAAUUUCUCUCACUAUCCAAAUGGCAGUCACCUGACAGUGGUGGAUCCCAACCCACACUUCGUGAAAUAUUACAAUGACAACAGGAAGAAGUUCCCAAACAUUCACUCACAGGACAUCAUAGUGACCACUGGUGAGGAGAUGGACCAAGUUGAGAGUAACAGUGUAGAUGUUGUGGUGAUGACGCUGGUCUUGUGUAGUGUUGGUCACACUGACAAGAUCCUGCAACAAAUACUACGUGUUCUUGUACCUGGUGGAAAGUUCUACUUUUUGGAGCACAUACGGGAAUUUGACUCUGAGAAGUACGGCAUAAGACAGAAGCUACAAGACUUCCUCACAGAAACUGGCAUAUGGCCAUUGUUAUUCGACGGUUGCUGCCUGAACCGUGAUAUGUUAUCUGCCAUCAACGAAGCAGGUUUCUCCAGUGUUAUCGGUGAGCGUUUCUAUGCUCCCAUUUCCAACUUUUUCUUCAAGAUUAUACAACCUCAGUUAAAGGGAGUUGCAGAGAAGUGAAUGUUGUUAUAAGAGGCUUUUGUUGCUGAGCUUUGGUCUUAUUGUUGGCUGAAAGAGUUACUUAUUUUCUUUAUGGUCAAGAGGGAUGCAAUGUGUCACCUACAGCAGUUCUCCUGAUUGUUAUUAGUUAACUGAACUGAACAUGUUAAUGUAUUUAACAUAUUAGCAAUAUACAGUACAUCUUAGUGAACAUAUUAACAAUGUGAAAAUGCUAAUAAUGUACUGAACAUGAUAGCAAUGUACUAAACAUGAUAGCAAUGUACUAAGCAAUGAUAACAAUGUACUAAACAUGAUAACAAUGUACAUUUAGGGAACUUGUAAAACUUAAAAUUGCUAGACAAAACAUAAUGAAUAUGAAUUUUGUGAAUGAUGACAGGAGACUGUGUGAGUUGGUUGACCACACACAUGUCUGUCUCUUUUGACAAUGCUUCCAUAAAUUAGAUCAUGCAGCUAAAUGCAGCACAGGGCUUAUAGACGAGUAUUAACCCUUUUGUUGUGAUCGAUGACAAGAUUGUUGAACCUGCUCGUGUAAUGGAGAAGUACUACAGUAGUGUGUACGGUAUAUGGGAAAAACUCAUGAGAAUGUUUAAUCUUAUUUAAAUAAUGUACACUGUUAACUAACACUUAUAAAACCUUGUUUUAAUAAUGUACACUGUAAACUAACACUUAAAACCUUAUUUUACUAAUGUACACUGUUAACUAACACUUAUAAAACAUUAUUUUAAUAAUGUACACUGUUAACUAACACUUAAACAUUAUUUUAAUAAUGUACACUGUUAACUAACACUUAAAACCUUAUUUUACUAAUGUACACUGUUAACUGACACUUUGUCACUUAUAAACCUUCAUUAUACUCAUGUUCACUAUAAGUAACACUUAUCCACUUAUAAAACCUUGUUUUAUUCAUGUUCACUGUUAACUAGCACUUUUUCUCAUACAGUAUUAACUUAUAAACUAAACACUAGAGAUGUUCACGUCCUGGCACUCAUAAACCAGAUAAAGAAAGUGUGAGGACCACUACAGUAGUACAGUGUGAGGACCACUACACACCACAAUUAGUGCAGCCAUUUCAACAAAAGGGUUAAUAUUAUUAAGGAAAAAAUUGAAGUUUAUAUAAUUUUUUUUUUUAACAAAGUGGGUGUAGGCUUCUUCUCUUGUAGUAAAUACUUUAUCAUGUGCCUUAAUAAAAGAGUUAGAUGCUGCA
Molecule: messenger RNA, 2185 nt
Organism: Homarus americanus (American lobster)
Lineage: Eukaryota; Metazoa; Arthropoda; Malacostraca; Decapoda; Nephropidae
Product: methyltransferase-like protein 7A
Exons: 5
Coding region: 190-981 (263 amino acids)
Molecular function (GO): S-adenosylmethionine-dependent methyltransferase activity
Source: RefSeq, a predicted model, not a curated record